AUGUUGCUACGAGCAGUUGGACGACAGAUGACGUCGGUUAUUCGACAACAGACUGCUGUUAGAAGUAUCACUAUGACCAGAGUAGCUCUUGGUGGAGGAGGCCAUCAUCAUGACCCUCAACCAGUCUAUAUCCCAAAACCAGGAUCCCUUGACUGGACCCUUUGUGGAUACUCACACGCAAAAUCUGCUCAUCCACAUGAACCUCAUAAGACAGAUGUUGGAUCUCUCGUCGGAGCUGUCGUUUUCAUUGGUCUCACUCUCGCUGCUGUUUUUUUCAAGACUGACACCUUCAAGAAGGAUGAUGGGCAUCACCAUGGGCACAGCGCGAAACAUUCGGCUCAGCAAGAAGAAGUGCAUCACGAAGAGCCGGAAGAGAAACAUGUUGAACCAGAAGUAGAUCCCCGUAAACCAGAAGAAGUUCUUGCUGUUCGUGAAGCACCAGCCGCUGUUGAAGAGCCUGUUCCAACGACAUCGAAGCAAGAGCAGGAGGAGAAGGCUGAUAAAGAAGCUGCUGAGACCAAGAAGGCUGAAUCAGAAGAGACGUCUGUUGAGCCACAGGGAACUACAUCUAAACAAGAGCCAGAAGGAACUUCAGCUACUGAGGAACCAGUUCCAUCGACUUCCAAGACCACCGUAGAGCCAACACCUUCAGAACCGAAACAAGAGAAUUCAUCAUUACACUGUGAAUACGUCAUCAUCGGAUCUGGAACUGCUGCUUAUUAUGCAUCGUUGGCAAUUAGAGCGAAACAAGCCGAAGCUAAAGUUCUUAUGAUUGGAGAAGAAUCAGAACUACCGUAUAAUCGUCCUCCUCUUUCAAAAGAGCUCUGGUGGUAUGGUGACGAAACUGCUGCCUCAAAACUGGACUACACUUCACUUUCUGGAAAGAAACGAGACAUUUUCUACGAAGUUGAAGGAUUUUUCGUGUCUCCUGAAGAUAUUCGAAAAGCACCACAUGGAGGUGUAUCACUAAUUCGUGGAAAGAAGGCCAUCAAAAUUUGUGUGGAUGAUAAGAAAGUGAUUUUGGAAGAUGGAACAACAAUUGGAUAUGAUAAGGUGUUGAUUGCAACUGGAGUUCGGCCAAAGAAGGAGAAAGUGUUUGAUGAAGCAAGUGAAGAAGCAAAAGAGAAAAUUACUUAUUUCCAUUAUAAAAUCUUUUUUUUUCUAUUCUGCUUGUUUCAGCCAAAAGAUUUCAAACGUGUCGAGCGAGGACUAGCUGACAAAUCCAUCCAAAAAUUGGCUAUCGUUGGAAACGGACUUCUUGCUUCUGAAUUAGCCUAUUCUAUCAAAAGAAAAUAUGGAGAAAACGUCGAGGUUCAUCAAGUGUAUGAGCAAAAGUACCCAGCCGAGGACAUUCUCCCAACUCAUCUCGCUCAGAAAUCUUUCGAAGCCAUCAAGAAUAGUGGAGUUAACGUUCGUGCAGAGCAGAAAAUCGAAGGAGUUAGAAAAUGUUGCAAGAACGUAGUUCUGAAGUUGUCAGAUGGAACUGAACUUCGAUCCGAUAUGGUUAUUGUUGCAACUGGAGAAGAGCCAAACUCUGAGAUUAUCGAGGCAUCUGGAUUGAAAACUAGCGAGAAGGAGGGCGGAGUUCUUGCUGAUAAAUAUUUCAAAGUUGCUGAAAAUGUGUGGGCAGCCGGAGCAAUUGCCACUUUUAAUGAUAACAUUCUUGGAUCCAGAAGAAUUAGUUCGUGGGAGAAUGCACAAGUUAGUGGACGGUUGGCUGGAGAAAAUAUGGCGACAGCUGGAAAGACAGAGAAGGCGUUCUGGUAUCAACCAUCAUUCUUCACAAAAUUCGCUCCACAUCUUCAUAUCAACGCAGUUGGACAGUGUGAUUCCACUCUAGAAACAGUCACUGUCUACGCUGAACCAGAUGGCGAGAAUCCUCUGGAAAAAGCUGUUGUCUUCUAUAAAUCGAAGGAAAAUGGAAACGUUGUUGGUGUGCUUCUUGUUAACGUUUUCGGUCCGUCUCUUGACGUGGCUCGUCGUAUAAUUGAUGAUCAAAAGAAAGUAGAAGAAUUCAAGGAGAUUGCCAAACUCUUCCCACUUUAUGAGCCACCGAAAGUCGAAGAGGAAACGAAGGAAAAGAGUCCAUGA
Caenorhabditis briggsae is the source of this 2091-nucleotide messenger RNA. RefSeq names its product Protein CBR-WAH-1 (gene Cbr-wah-1). Bases 1 to 2091 code for a protein of 696 amino acids. Gene Ontology annotation, molecular function: FAD binding; NAD(P)H oxidase H2O2-forming activity; protein dimerization activity. The transcript is spliced from 8 exons. The record is from RefSeq and is a predicted model, not a curated record. Lineage: Eukaryota; Metazoa; Nematoda; Chromadorea; Rhabditida; Rhabditidae. Gene Ontology annotation, cellular component: mitochondrion; cytoplasm. Gene Ontology annotation, biological process: apoptotic process; mitochondrial respiratory chain complex assembly.